Papaver somniferum (opium poppy) is the source of this 3023-nucleotide messenger RNA. RefSeq names its product probable methyltransferase PMT26. Gene Ontology annotation, molecular function: methyltransferase activity. NCBI's taxonomy places the organism in Eukaryota, Viridiplantae, Streptophyta, Magnoliopsida, Ranunculales, Papaveraceae. Gene Ontology annotation, cellular component: trans-Golgi network; endosome; cytoplasm. The record is from RefSeq and is a predicted model, not a curated record. The transcript is spliced from 9 exons. Bases 233 to 2770 code for a protein of 845 amino acids.
GACUGUAAAUACGAACAGGGAAGGUUUAAGGCCUCUCCCUCUCUUCUCCGCAGCAGAUACAAACAGGGCAAAAUCACUGUCGCUCUCUCUACUGCUAUACGUAGACGAAGGAGGGAGGAUCAAAAUCGAAGGAAUCAUUUUUCCCAUCAUCAGAUCAAGAUCAACGAGUAAAUACAAAAAGUUGUUCUUCAGGAUCAUACUUGUUGGGGAAUUUUGUAUGUGAGGAAACAAAAUGGCUAUUGGAAGAAGUCCAAGAGCUGAUGUGAGGAGGUCCUCCUCCUCCUUCAGUUCAACGGCUGUUAUUGUUGUUUUUGUUGCUCUAUGCUUAGUUGGUGUUUGGAUGAUGACGUCUUCGUCAGUUGUUCCUGUACAAAAUAUAGAAAUUUCUCAUGAUGGGAAAGUAGAUGUAAAAGAUACUGUCACUGAACCUAAUUCUCGACAGUUUGAAGAUAAUCCAGGAGUUUUACCUGAAGAUGCAACAAAGGGAGAUUCAAACCAGAGCUCACCUCAGGAUGAAACCAACACUCAAAUUCAAGAUGAUCAGAAGUCAUCUCAGCAAAGCAAUGGGGAUGCAUCUCAAGAAAACCAGGUUCAGAAAUCUGAGGAGAGUGGAGAUAAGGUUACUGGUACAGAUGACACAUCAAACCCUGAGAAGAGUACUGGCUCUGAUGACACGUCAAACCCUGAGAAGAGCACGGAUACGGUUACUGGCUCUGCUGAUGCAUCCAACAUCGAUAAGAGUACAGAUAGGGCAACUGGUUCUGAUGAUACAUCCAAUCCUGAUAUUGAAAAAAUUUCUGGGGAAUCAAAGACCGAGGAUGGCGGAUCAAAUUCUGAAUCUGGAGAAACAAAAACAGAAGGUGGUGAAACUAAUGCCAGUGACAAGUCAGAAUCAGUGGCAAACCCUGGUGAAACAAAGGAGGAGGAUAAGAUGGGCGGCCAGACAGAGGAAACUCAAGAUAAGGAUUCAGAAAAUUCCAGUGAUAACAAGGAGGACGAAGACAAAAGUCAGGUCCAAAAUGAGGUACUUCCAGAUGCAGCUCAGGCAGAGAUCCAAAAUGAGACUACUACACAAAAUGGGGCAUUUUCAACUCAACGUUCAGAGUCAAAGAAUGAAAAGGAAGUGCAACAAUCUUCUGUUACAAAAGAUGAGAGUGCUUCUGAGUAUAGAUGGAAAGUUUGUAACGCCACCGCUGGACCAGAUUAUAUACCUUGCCUAGAUAAUGCAUAUGCUGUUAGGCGUCUUAGAAGUACUAAGCACUACGAACAUAGGGAAAGGCACUGCCCUGAAGAACCACCAACUUGUCUUGUUCCUCUGCCUGAAGGAUACAGAAAAUCUAUUAAGUGGCCGCAAAGCAGGAAUAAGAUAUGGUAUUUUAAUGUUCCCCACACUAAGCUUGCAGAAAUAAAGGGGCAUCAGAAUUGGGUGAAAGUUACUGGAGAGUACCUCACAUUUCCUGGUGGUGGAACUCAGUUUAAGCAGGGUGCCUUGCAUUAUGUUGAAUUUAUCCAAGAAGAGUUGGCUGAUAUAGCAUGGGGAAAGCAGAGCCGUGUUGUCUUGGAUGUUGGAUGUGGGGUGGCCAGCUUUGGCGGAUUUCUCUUUGACAAAGAUGUUCUUACUAUGUCAUUUGCUCCUAAGGAUGAGCAUGAAGCCCAAGUUCAGUUUGCACUUGAAAGGGGUAUCCCAGCUAUAUCAGCCGUCAUGGGCACCACAAGACUCCCUUUCCCUGGUAGAGUGUUUGAUGUUGUUCAUUGUGCCCGUUGCAGGGUUCCAUGGCAUAUCGAAGGUGGUAAACUUCUCUUAGAACUGAAUCGUGUUCUGAGACCCGGUGGAUACUUUGUGUGGUCAGCUACUCCUGUUUACCGAAAAGAAUCCGAAGAUGUUGGGAUCUGGAAAGCCAUGUCUGCACUAACAAAGCAGAUGUGCUGGGAUUUACUGAUAGUUAAAAAGGAUACAGUGAACCGUGUUGGGGUUGCAAUAUACAGGAAGCCUUUAUCUAACGAAUGCUAUGAAAAAAGACCACAAGAUGACCCACCUCUAUGUAAAGAAUCUGAUGAUCCAAAUGCUGCCUGGAACAUUACGAUGCAAUCGUGUAUGCACAAGUUGCCAGUAGAAGCGUCAGAGCGGGGGUCUCAGUGGCCAGAGAAGUGGCCGUUGAGGUUGGAAAAGCCACCUUACUGGUUGAAGAGUACGGAACUUGGAGUCUAUGGAAAAGCAGCCCCAGAGGAUUUCACAGCGGACCACGAACACUGGAAACGUGUUGUCUCAAAUUCGUAUCUGCAUGGAAUGGGAAUCAGCUGGUCUGACGUGAGAAAUGUCAUGGAUAUGAGAUCAGUUUAUGGAGGUUUUGCUGCUGCGCUGAAGGAUUUGAAUGUGUGGGUCAUGAAUGUGGUUACGAUUGAUUCACCAGACACGCUCCCCAUAAUUUACGAACGGGGUUUAUUUGGUAUCUAUCAUGACUGGUGUGAAUCCUUUAGCACCUACCCUAGAUCCUAUGACCUUCUUCAUGCUGAUCAUCUUUUCUCUAAGCUCAAAACCAGGUGCAGCUUAGUGGCAGUGAUAGCAGAAGUUGAUAGGAUUUUGAGGCCAGAAGGAAAAUUGAUAGUGCGUGACAAAGUGGAGAUCAUCAAGGAGGUCGAGAAAAUGGCAGAGUCUUUGCAAUGGGAGAUCCGUUUAACCUACAACAAGGACAGCGAAGGAUUGUUAUGUCUUCAGAAGACGGUAUGGAGGCCAAAAGAGGUAGAGACAAACGCUUCAGCCAUUGCUUAAGCAUUUUCUGAGUUUUUGUUCAUAGGUCUUUAGGUAUCUUCUAAAAUUUUGGCUUCUGUUUCAAAUUUGUGCCAUCAUCUGUAUCUUUUAGCUUUAGGAUUGCAGCUCAUGUAUUAUUAUUUAUUUCUUCCUAUACUUAUUUUUGCGUUUCUCAUCACAGAGAGAAACCAUUAUUUUUGACAGUAAAAUUUGUUCUUGCCAAAUACCAUACUAACAGAAAAUAAUAACAAAAAUGUUUGAAAAUGUCUUAAAA